Lucilia sericata (common green bottle fly) is the source of this 2024-nucleotide messenger RNA. RefSeq names its product protein NEDD1 (gene Grip71). Bases 30 to 1928 code for a protein of 632 amino acids. The transcript has 4 exons. NCBI's taxonomy places the organism in Eukaryota, Metazoa, Arthropoda, Insecta, Diptera, Calliphoridae. Gene Ontology annotation, molecular function: gamma-tubulin binding. Gene Ontology annotation, cellular component: spindle pole; centriole; ciliary basal body. Gene Ontology annotation, biological process: microtubule nucleation; mitotic cell cycle. The record is from RefSeq and is a predicted model, not a curated record.
UCAAAAAGUGUGAAAAACUUUCCAAAAAAAUGUAUUUAAUAUCAACAGCUAAGACUACGGUCUUAACGGAUUUUAAUGAUUUGGAAACUAAAUCCAUUUAUCAACAUUCCAAUGGUGAGACAACAGAUUUUCAAUUUUAUGCCCAACAGCGCAUCUUUGUGGAGGUUAAUAAAAAAUCCGGUUUAGAAAUAAUGCGCAUAAAGGAAAAGGCUCAAAAAGCCGAUAUCCAGCGUGUGCGUAAACUAACCAUUGAUAAUGUUUAUUGUGUGGCCUGUGCCAAACAGUCCCUGGAAGAGAUGGCUGUUGGUUUAGCUAAUGGUCAAGUUAAAUUGUAUAAUUAUAAAAAAUCAGAGUUUAUACAUAAGUUUAAUGCAGAUUCUAAUCGUAAUUCUGUUUUAUAUUUGGAUUAUAAUGCUUCAGAUGAGUAUAUAGCUUCAGUAUUUGAAAAUGGUUCCAUUAACAUAUAUGGCCACCGAACAAAAACAAAAAUUGAUUCUUUCAACAUAGAUGGCAAUUCAACAUUGGCACGUUUUCAUCCCACUAAACGUUUUCAAUUAUCUAUAGCCUCCUAUAAAGGAGCUGUAACUAUCUAUGACGUUCAUUCGAAACGUAAAUUAUUUCAUGCUACCGAUGCUCAUGGAGCACAAUGUCGAGAUUUAUGUAUGUCUCCUGCUAAUCCCGAUACCUUAAUAAGUGUAGGUUAUGAUUGUGUCAUAAAUAUAUUCGAUACAAGACGUAAAGUUAAACCAGUACAAUUGAUCUAUUGUCAUCCUUUGUCAACUGUGGCGGCUAGUGAAUGUGGUACUUACUUUUGUGUGGGCAAUCUAAAAGGCGAACUUACCACUUAUGAUAUGCGUAAUACAAAAGUGUUUUUGGCGUCGAAAAAGAUUCAUGAUUGUGGUGUAACACGUGUGGCCUUUGCGCCGGUGGCAGCUGAUAAUAGCACUAGUUUUUCUAGUUCUGGUGUGGGAGCCGAACACUCUGUAAUGGCCUUGCCUACGGGCAGUGGUGGUGGAGUUGGCGGUACAGAGUUGCGUAAAUCUAUAGCCUCAAAUCUCUUGGUAGCAACAGAGAAUACUAGAGCUCAUCGUGAUUCAUUUUGUGAUUUUCUCGAUUUUCAGGCAAAUCGUGGUCAAGAGAAAUUAUCACCCAGAUUUGCUCCACGCAGAGAUAGUUUUGAUUGGGAUGCACUUUCACGAAAACCCGUGACAGAUGAUAAUCGCAUGUCUUUUAUUGGUCUUAGUGCUGUACCUUCUAAUACUUCGGCCACACAAAAUGAUUCGUUUGAUACGAAAAUGAAUUCAUCGGAUGUUAUAAAAAUUCCCCUUAGAGAACGUAGCAAUACGCCACAACAUACUCCCGUCACCGGUAAACUAACCCAAAUAAUGGAAGAGGAAAAAUGUUUGCAGGAGACUUUGGAAACUUCCAGUCAAAAUCUUACCUCAGACAGUGAUAAAGAGAAUCCCCAAAUGGAUUUAGAUUUUGUACAAACACGUCUAAAGCCUUUGGCAGUUGAUUUUAAUAGUACACCACGCCGUGACAGGACCUCCAUGGAAAGCAUAUUGACCUCUAAUAAGCCUACCCAAAUACAACCCGUCACUUCCACAGCUACCAAGAAACCUUUACCCCAAGUUAAGGUAACCAGUGCUCCUAAUGAUGUUCAGCAAGCUAUUUCGGAUUUACGCUCCGAAAUGUUACAACGUUUCGAUAAAUUGGAAUUUGAAAUGAAAUUUUUAGCUGAAAAUAAUAAAUGGCAAAUAUUUACGCACAAUUUUAAUCUAUGGAAUCAACGUGCCGAACAAACUGAAGAAAUACGUGACUGUUUGGGUAUUCUAUUGCAGACAGAUCCCUUUGUUAAUGAGUUUUUAAGACUGAAGGAAGAAAAUGAAUUGUUGAAGAAACAAUUGCAACAAUUUAUAAAGGAUUAAUGUUUCAACAAUUUUAUUUAUUACUUUUUCUUUAAUUAAUUAGUUUUGUUUUGCUUUUGUUUUAAAUUGUAUUUAUUUGUAAUUUAAGAAUUUUAC